Messenger RNA from Cricetulus griseus (Chinese hamster), 2259 nucleotides. The record is from RefSeq and is a predicted model, not a curated record. NCBI's taxonomy places the organism in Eukaryota, Metazoa, Chordata, Mammalia, Rodentia, Cricetidae.
AUGGUCACCAAUGUGGGGGGGACCUCUCAAUGGCUUCAGGGACUCAAACAUGGCGUUAACGGCCACACCUCCCGAAUAUCCGUGCUUCUCAUUGGACAGUUAACGCGAAGUCAUAACAGCAUCGUCCCUGGCCUCUUUGGGAGACACCUAGACACAUCAGAAGCACGAAAUGGUGAGUGUGCCUUGGGCUGCUGGGAUCCUGAGAGGUGGGUUGGGACAUUUGCUCCUUUGCAGCACCAGCAGCUGCAUUUCCCCCUGGAGCUGUGCAGUCCAGUGGGAGGUGGAGUCUGCCCAGGAGGCAUGCCUGUGCCCACCUGCUCUUCAACCUUAGAACUUGUGGUGUUGGACUCAGAUGUCAUCCCCCUUGUGUCACGAAUUCUAGGAUUGAAGGAGACAGUGACAUUUGAGGAUGUGGCUGUGGACUUCACCUUAGAAGAAUGGACUUUGUUGGAUUCUAGUCAAAAGAAGCUCUACAGAGAUGUGAUGAAGGAGACAUUUUGGAACCUGAUCUCCAUACAGAAAACACUAGAAGAAAAUAUUGAAGAGGACUACAAAGAUCUGAGCAGAAAUAUGGGAACUCCAGUGCUUGAGGAAGACUGUGGAUAUGAAUGUGAUACUGAGUGUGAUAAAAAGCAGGAAGCUGUUACAGAGAAUAUCAGCAGUAAAGAUAUGCCUCCUGGAGUAAGAGUUCAUGACAGCCCACUGCCUACUCUACAUGACCAGAAUGAUGAAGGAAUCCAUAAAGAAGUGAAACACUUUGUAUGCAAGCUCUGUGAGGAAUCCUUCAUUGAUCCCAGUGAGCUUUUCAACCAUGAAAAUAGUCAUAUUGGACAGAAAAUGUUCAAUUGUAGGCAAUCUAGCAAAACAUUUACAUAUGCAGAAUGUUUUGAGAGUCAUAAAGUCAUUCACACAGAAGAGAAGCCGUAUGCUUGCAAGCAUUGUGGAAAAGCAUUUGCCACCUCUGGUAUUCUAAAUGUUCAUGAAAGGAUUCAUAGUGGAGAGAAGCCUUAUACAUGUAAGCAUUGUGAAAAAGCCUUCAGUCACUCCAGUAGUCGUAACAAACAUGAAAGAAGGCACACUGGAGAGAAGCCUUAUGCAUGUAAGUAUUGUGGAAAAGCCUUCAUUGACCUCAGUAGUCAAAAAAGACAUGAAAGUGUUCACACUGGAGAGAAGCCUUAUGCAUGUAAACAGUGUGGAAAAGCAUUUACACGCUCCAGUACUCUCAUCAUUCAUGGAAGAAUACAUAGGAGAGAAAAGCCUUAUGCAUGCAAGCAUUGCAACAAAGCUUUCAGGGACUCUAGCAGUCGUAACAGACAUGAACGGAGUCACACUGGAGAGAACCCUUUUCUAUGUAAAUAUUGUGGAAAAGCUUUUCUUGACUCUAAGAAUCUUAAGACACACGAAAGUAUUCACACCAGAGAGAAGUUGUAUGCAUGUAAGCAUUGUGGAGAGACUUUUAGGGACUCCAGUAGUCGUAACAAACAUGAGCGUAGUCACACUGGAGAGAAGCCUUAUGCAUGCAAGCAUUGUGGCAAAGCCUUCAGUGACUCCAGUAAUCGUAACAAACAUGAAAGAAAGCACACUGGAGAGAAGCCUUAUGUAUGUAGGCAUUGUGGAGAAUCUUUCAGGGAAUCCAGGAUUCGUAACACACAUGAAAGAAGGCACACUGGAGAGAAGCCUUAUGCAUGUAGGCAUUGUGGGAAAGCCUUCACUGAACUCAGUAAUCAAAAAAGACACGAGAGUGUUCACACUGGAGAGAAGCCUUAUGCAUGUAAGCAGUGUGGAAAAGCAUUUAGACUCUCCAGUGAUCUCAUCAUUCAUGGAAGAACUCACACCAGAGAAAAGCCUUAUGCAUGCCAGCAUUGUGGCAAAGCUUUCAAGGACUCCAAUACUCGUAACAGACAUGAAAAAAGGCACACCGGAGAGAAGCGUCAUACAUGCCAGCAUUGUGGCAAAGCCUUCACAGAGUCCAGUAAUUGUAAAAAACAUGAAAGUAUUCACACAGGAGUUAAGCUGUAUACAUGUACGCAUUGUGGAAAAGAAUUUACACGUUCCAGUGCUCUGAUCAUUCAUGGAAGAAUUCAUACUGGAGAGAAGCCUUAUGUAUGCAAGCAUUGUGGCAAAGCUUUCAUGGACUCUAGUAAUCGAAACAAACAUGAACGGACUCACACCGGAGAGAAGCCUUAUGCAUGCAAACAUUGUGGCAAAGCUUUCGGUGACUCAUGUGGUCGUAAUAGACAUGAAAGAAAGCACACUUGA